Molecule: messenger RNA, 996 nt
Organism: Cladophialophora carrionii CBS 160.54
Lineage: Eukaryota; Fungi; Ascomycota; Eurotiomycetes; Chaetothyriales; Herpotrichiellaceae
Exons: 3
Coding region: 1-996 (331 amino acids)
Source: RefSeq, a predicted model, not a curated record
AUGUCGAAGCUGAUCGUCGUCCUCGGCGCGACAGGCACACAAGGCGGCUCCGUGGUGGACACCUUCCUGGGCCAAUCUGGCUGGAAAAUCCGGGCCCUUAGCCGCAACGCUAACGGCGCGGCGGCCCAGAAGCUCAAAGAGAAAGGCGUGCACGAAGUCGUGACGGCAACGCUCGACGAAGUGGCUUCGCUCACCGAAGCGUUCAAGGGCGCGCACACCGUCUUCAGCGUGACGGAUUUCUGGGGCCUGUAUCGCGAUCCGUCGAACACGGAAAAGGCCGCGGCCACGGGCCUGCCGAAGAACGUGUGGGCCGCGCGCGUCGAGGAGCAGCAGGGCAAGAACGUCUUCGACGCGGCAGCCCACACGGCCGGGCUGGAGCGGCUGGUCUUCUCGGGCCUGUCCCACGCCACAAAGUGGUCCCGGGGCAAGUAUUCCCACGUGUAUCACUUUGACGCCAAGGCCCGUGCGGCAGAGUAUGGCCGGGAAAAGCAUGUCGAGUUGUGGGCCAAGACGAGCAUCCUUCAGGUUGGAUUCUAUCUGUCGAAUCUGUCGACCUCGCCGUUCAUGAGGCCGCGAAAGGAUGAAAACGGCGUGUACGUCCUCCCACACAAUUUCCCCAUGGCCGUCAAGUUGCCCUUGAUCGCCACGGAGGAGGACACCGGGCCUUUCACCAGGGCUCUGGUCGAGGUGGCGCCAGGGAAGAAUCUGAUCGCGUAUCGUGCCUGGAUGACGCUGGAUGAAUACCUGGACAUCAUACGUCGAGUCACAGGCGUCAAGGCCGUGAGUAAACAGGUCCCACUCGACGCAUCUUCGGGAUCAAUCCCUGAGGAGUUGGUCGCCGAGUUGACGGACAAUGCGAACUAUUUCGAGGAGUUCGGGUAUGAAGGCAGAGACGACCCGACGCUCGUGCAUCCCAAAGACCUUGGUGUGGAUGUACAACUCCCGUCUGUCGAAGAUUGGGUGAAGAAGCAGGAUUGGAGUAGCGUCUUCACCUGA